Molecule: messenger RNA, 1101 nt
Organism: Acytostelium subglobosum LB1
Lineage: Eukaryota; Evosea; Eumycetozoa; Acytosteliales; Acytosteliaceae
Exons: 3
Cellular component (GO): cytoplasm
Source: RefSeq, a predicted model, not a curated record
CAGAGAAAGAAGAGAUGUAUGUUUGCGAGUUGGUAUCCUCGCUUCAAUUCAGUGACCUUUAGUAGUUGCGUCAUUCCUUUGCCAAGACUAUUCAUCGAUUAUCUCAACUCGGAUCACUUUGCUGCAGAGACUACACAAUUCCCAAUAUAUAGAACUGCUGAUAAUGAUGAGGAUGAAGCAGUGCAAGAUGAUGACGAUGAUGAGGAGUGGUCAACAGAGCCAGGCAGGAGUCAACAAUCAUCACAGUUCAAUCCAAAGUACUAUCAAUCAUAUGAGGUCAAUGAUACUGAUAGCCAAGAUGAGUCGGAUGAGGAUUGCAAUGAACGUGUUAUAGACCCUGCUGCACUGGCUGACAUCACAAAGCGAAUCAACGACUCUAUUGAACUGCUGGGAGGUGAGGUCAUUCCCAAGCUCAACUGGUCCGCGCCCAAAGAUGCCACAUGGAUGAACUCCUAUGGUAGUCUAAAGUGCACCACUCCAUCCGAUGUCAUACUCCUACUCAAGAGUUCAGACUUUAUCAACAAUGACUUGGCACAAUUCGAGUUGUCCAAGGAGUUGAAGGACCAGCAUAUAACACCCUAUACAUUAGUACUGCGGAAGUACCAUAACCUAUACUUAUCGAUGGAGUUCAGAUGCUUUGUUCGAGGCAACAAACUGGUUGGAAUCAGUCAGCGUGACACAUCAACAUUUUACAACUUCCUACCCGCCAAGAAGAUGGCCAUCGAACAAGCCAUCCAAGAAUUCUUUAUCGAGAACAUAUGUCGUCAAUUCGACGACGAGUCAUAUUGCUUCGAUGUAUAUAUUACCAAAGAGAAUAGAGUAUGGCUGGUCGACUUCAAUCCAAUACAUCCAACAACAGAUUCAUUGUUGUUUGAUUGGUAUGAGCUGUAUCCAAAGGAGGACUUGGUAUUGGCAUCAUCAACAACAUCUGAAGAGGAGGAAGAGACAGUGAAACAAUUGGAAAGAUUUGAAUUCAGAAUAGUAGAGACACACGAAGGAAUCAAACCCAACCUAUCCAUGCAGAGCCGACUGCCACUCGAUCUGGCCAGCAUGUCUGGCACUCCAGCAAUCGAUGACAUGCUGAUAAAACUCAAGGAUACC